Molecule: messenger RNA, 4092 nt
Organism: Melopsittacus undulatus (budgerigar)
Lineage: Eukaryota; Metazoa; Chordata; Aves; Psittaciformes; Psittaculidae
Gene: WBP4
Product: WW domain binding protein 4
Exons: 10
Coding region: 57-1232 (391 amino acids)
Biological process (GO): mRNA splicing, via spliceosome
Cellular component (GO): nucleus; precatalytic spliceosome
Molecular function (GO): RNA binding; protein binding; zinc ion binding
Source: RefSeq, a predicted model, not a curated record
AGUGGAGGGGAGCGGUGCGGAGUGGUGCUGCGCGGCGGCGGUGCUGGGAAGCGGCGAUGGCCGAUUACUGGAAAUCUCAGCCAAAAAAAUUCUGCGAUUACUGCAAGUGCUGGAUAGCUGACAACAGACCUAGCAUUGAUUUUCAUGAAAGAGGAAAGAAUCAUAAGGAAAAUGUGGCAAAAAGAAUUAGUGAGAUUAAAAAGAAAAGUUUGGAAAAAGCAAAAGAAGAAGAAAACAUGUCAAAAGAAUUUGCAGCAAUGGAGGAGGCUGCAAUGAAAGCCUAUCAAGAGGAUAUGAAAAGGCUUGGAAUUAAGCCAGAUGAUGUAGGUCCCAGUUCAACACAGAGUAAAAUGCAGAGUAACACAGUGGAAACUAAAGGAAAGAAAGAAAAGAAAGAGAAAAAGGAAAAGAAGGAAAAGAAAGAAAAGAAAAAAAAGUCAUCUCCGGACACCUCAGUGCCACCAAAAACUGAAACGAAGGAGUGGGUGCAAGGAUUAUCUCCCGAAGGCUAUACAUACUACUACAACACCAAAACAGGAGAAUCACAGUGGGAGAAACCGAAAGGAUUCCAAGGCAAUUCUCCAAACUCAAAAGCGACAGCGGAGUGGGUAGAGGGUGUCACUGAAGAUGGUCAUACUUACUACUACAACACACAAACAGGAGUAUCCACAUGGGAGAAACCAAGUGGUUUUGUUUCAUCUUCAACUGGGAAGAGUCAAACAGAUUCCAAAACAUCUGAUUCAGACUCAGAAGACAGUGAGAAUGAAGCAGAGAGUUCGGAAACAAAUUUCAAGAGGAAACGAGAUAAUGGUGAUGAAUCAGAGGAAGGGAAAAAGUCUCCCAGAGCUAAGAAGUUAAGUCCUUAUGGGAAAUGGCGAGAAGUUAAGUCAGAAGAAACUGCUGAUAAAGAGGAGAGUUCAUCCCCUUCCCAAGAAGCCUCUGGUGACACAUCCAGCAAGACCAAUCCUUACGGAAAAUGGAAAGCAAUUCCAGAGAAAGAAGAAGAGGAGGAGGAAGAACCAAGUGAAAAAGUGGACCUGGAGCUUCCUAGUACAGAGAGUGACAGUCUGCCACCCCCAGUGGCAGAGGAUGCAGACGAUGCGACAGUGAUAUUUAAAGAGAAGACAGUCACCUCCCUUGGAGAGCUGACAGAAGGGGUGCCAACAUUUAAAAAGAGGAAAUUCGAAAAUGGAAAAUCUAGGAACUUAAGACAGAGACUGAGUGAUCAGUAACACUUAACAAAUAAUACUUGAUUCUGUUGAAGCAAGAGUGAAUCAGAAGUGUAAUAUUUUAAACAGGCUUUUAUAAAGAAGAUGUUGGAUAGAAAUUAAGGAUUUAUAGGGAUUGAAACAUGUGAGUUGUAAUAUUUUUUAAUUCUAUUUUGGUGUGAUUGAUCUUGGAAUGGAAGUCUCUGUUCUGUUACUUAUGCAAUAUUGUAAAUACAUCUAUUUUAUCUGUACAAUCUAAGUUCAGUUUGCUCUGGGUAUGCUGUUUUAAAUGUGUUGCAUAAGUUUUUUUACUCCUUUUCUGAGAGAAUGUAGUCAUUCUUAAUCUGGCAGAAAGGAUGCAGACCUUUUGUGUUUUCACAGAGGAACUGGAUCAAUGACAUGUACUAGAGAGUAAAAUCAUCCCCUAAGAUUGAUUAAGUGGAGUAGUUCCCCAGCUAAUGAGUGAAAAUACUGUGCUUACUAACCUUUGGCUAAUUGCUUGCAGAAGAGUAGGUGGUGAGACUGCCAACAUUUCAGUGUGAUCCUUUGAUGAAAGCUGUUUCUAGAGGAGUUUGUCACAUCAGUGCCACUCAUUCCAAGUGAUGUUUGGAAAAUCAUUUGUGUUCAUGCACAAUAAAUGUGUUAAAUCUCUGCAGAAGAUUUAAACAGGAUGGAUCUUAACUUUCUGUGAAAGCCCCAGAGCCUGUUGGAGCAGAUAGUUCUAUGGUGUCUUCCUGUUGUAUUUUGCUUUAUUGUUGUCUGUGCCUGAGCUUUUCCUUCUUUUUGCACAUCAAGUUUUCUUUUUUUGGUCUUACUUUCUUUUUUAUCUCUUUUCCUGACAUGACAAAAUGUCCCUUUCAUGACAAAACAUUCCAAAGACCUGGCCCUGCUACAGCAUGCAGAACCCUUUUUGAGGUUGAUGUAUUUUGUCUGUUGGUAAGAGGAGUGUAUUGAAUAGUUGCAGUGACUAAGCUGAGAGGGCCUAAGUGUAUUGAAGUUUCAUCAUUCUCAGUAGCAUGGGAGAGAAAACAGAAGAUGGGUAAGUGUAGCUGAUGGUUGUACUGUCCAUGAGGGCUUGGACAUUUUCUUAAGGCCUGCAGGUUCGAUUUCUUCACUAGGUGGGAUUGCUCUGCAUUUAGCAUGAUCAGGAUUCAUUGUGAAAGGAUACAGCUCAACUCAUUGCUUCUCCAGCUGUCAAACAGUGGACCACAAAUGUUCAAAUCAUGAACCCACUAAAAAUACAUCUCUUUGUAAGCUUGUAGUGUUUUGUUCAGCAGCAUCACAGCCAAAACCAGAGGGUGCAGUUAAAACAGUUGUCAUAGUCCAGCUGCAGCAAAAUGGAGUUUGUAACUGCUGAGCUUGAACUUCCCAGAGAAAACAACUGUUAAUCCAUCCUAUCAGCAAAGAAAGGCGUGUGAGACAGGGAAUCUGUUUAUCAUGUCUUACAAAGGACACCAAGGUCUUUUUUCUAUGCAGUGAUGUUCUGUCUAUGUGUAGAAGAGAACUGAGUAUUGUGUUUAACCCCGUGUGUUUCUCUGGCUUGUUUCUUCUGAUGUUUGUUUUGAGAAAUUUGAAAGUUUCCUGUAAUACCCAGCCCUGGAUUGUCAUUUAGAGAUGCUGGAUGUGUGCUGGAUGCUCUCAUACAUUCUUGCAUACAUGCAGGAAUGUACAGCAAGUACUCUAUAUGAAAGACCCCACAUGCCAGGCUAGAGCAGAAGUGUACUUUCUGCUGAGGAGGGGUUGUCAGGUUUCUUUAAAAAGCAGUUUUCAGGUUUUGUUCAUGUCUGAACACUGCUGCAGCAGCUUGGAGCCUCAGUAUGUUUGUAACAUGUUUAUGUGCAUUUCCUCUCAGCUUACACAAGUAUUGUCCUUCAGCUAACUCACUUUCCCUCCUCUUGAAUCCAUCGUGUCUUUUCAGCAUCACAUAAUAUGUCCUUGUGUGGCACUCCACGACCACCACUUCUCUUCACCUAUUCCAGCCCGAGUUUGCCUGGGCUCUGUGUUCAAGGAAGAUUAAGGCCAGGGGUGAUGUCACUAAUACUUCCUUGGACUACUGGAAGCGCCUCUUGAUACAUGUGGCUCUAAAUCACAUUUGCCUUUCACAUGACUGCAUCACGCUGCCUGCCGUUGGCACCCUGUGAUUUUCCAGUACAACCAGCUCUUUCUGCUGCUCUGCCAUUGCCAGCUGCUGCGUUAACAGCUGAUCCUGCUUUCCUUCCAAGCACAAUCAUUUUCUUCCUUACAAACUGGUUUUGUACUGCUGUACUCAUCUGCUUCUGUUACUCCAAGCCUAAAGUGUAUACUUUUCUUUAAGAGCUCUGGAAAGUGUUUACUGGCACAGUAGUAUAGGACUUUUAUUUGUAGGCUCCACUUUUAAAUCCUCUGAGGAGCUCGUCUUUUCUCUUAUAGUGAGGUUCCCAAAAUAUUAACAUCUUUCCUUAAAAAUUUUGUCACACUGAAGUGGCCAUAGGCAGUGAUUUAAGAUACCUGUAACUAAGCUGCUUAAGGAGGUGUUUAAAACCAUCUGAAAGUGAGUGCUCUAAACUUGUUUCCUUGAGGAGCUGCUGCUAGUUGUAGUAUCAGCCAAAGGUCUUUGCCAAGUACGGUGUUAAAUAGACAAACUGAAGCAUUAGUGGAAAAGAUACUAAACGUUCUUUGUUCACCGAUAGUAAAGUUGGUUUAAAUACCAUACACUUGCUUUUGCUGAUGGGACUUCUAAAGCCUGUAUUUCACAAAGAAAUAGAACUCUCUGCUCCCUGCUACCUCUGAGUUUGAGGAGAGACUGAGAAAGUUGGGGCUGUUCAGCCUGGAGAAGAGAAGGCUGCAUGGAGACCUCAUAGCAGCCUUCCAGUAUCUGAAGGGGGCCUUAUAGGGAUGCUGGGGA